CCAAUCCCAUUUGCUCUGGAAAUCAUGUGACAGGGCAUGACUUUCGAUGUCAGGAAAUCUGCUCAACAGAAGAGUUUUCGGUCAAGAUAAUCAAGGACUGGGAAAGUUGAAGGUGGGGGUUAAUCAUCAUGUCUGGAUUCAAGGACACAAAUCUUCUAGUUCAAACUAUCAGCUCCAACAUACAGAGUAUAACACAGCAGACAACUGAAAUCCAGAAAAUAGUGAGCCAACUUGGAACUGACAAGGACACAUCAGACCUACGACAAAGACUGCAGCAGAAACAGCAGCAUGUCAACUACCUUGCUAAAGAAACGGAUAAGUGCAUGAAGGAGUUCAGCUCUUUACCAGUGACAUCUGAUCAGCAACGGCAGAGGAAGAUUCAGCGAGAGCGGCUUGUCAGUGACUUCUCCGACGCGUUGGGAGUUUUCCAGAAAGCCCAGAAACUGGCAGCGGUAAAGGAGAAGGAGUUUGUGGCCAGAGUACGAGCUAGCUCACGAGUUUCGGGUGGCUUUCCUGAUGACACAGUUGGAGGAAGUGUCUCACCCUUUGAAAGUGAAAGCCAGGGUCAAACCUAUGAAGGUGGUAUCACUGAAGAGGAUCUCAGUCUCAUCAAAGAGAGAGAGACAGCUAUCAGACAGCUGGAGUCAGACAUAACAGACAUCAAUGAAAUCUUCAAAGACCUGGCAGUUAUGGUACACGAACAAGGAGACAUGAUUGACAGCAUAGAGGCCAAUGUAGAGAAUGCGGACCUGAACGUGCACGCCGCUACACAGCAGCUGGCUAGUGCUGCGAAUUAUCAGCAAAAGUCUCGCAAGAAGAUUGCCAUAUUGAUCGUCAUCCUGGUGGUGCUGGCUGUGAUUGUGGGUCUCAUCAUCUGGGGCUCACUCAAAGGAUGAGAAGCCCCUCUUACAUGAAUUCUCCCAUGCAACUGCUGACGUGCCUCUGGAGGCACGGAUAGAAAAAGCACUAUAGUUGGCCACAGCUUUUAUGGCUCUGUAUUCUGAACACAGAUUUGUUAAGUUCUUGGACUAAAUCACACUGAGAGUGGGAAUCUUCUGAUGGCAACCAUUUUUAAUCUGAGGCUAUGAUUAUUCUGUGUCUGUUUAAUCAUUGCAGAAUUUCCCUUGUGGGUGAAUCAGAUGGUCACUCAGAUACACAGAACAGCUGGUUGGACAGUUUUCAUUAUUUUAACUUCCAGCCCAUAAAUUCAUAUUGUCAUUAUUUUCUGUAAUUUCACUUCUUUCUUUUGGGUGGACAGUGUAUGGCUCUGCUUUGUGCUGGCAGAACUAAUGAAAGCUAGCAAAUUUCUAAUUAGAAGAAUGUUAAUUUUUAUCAUUUAAGUUAAUGGGCAGAUUUAGUAUUACCCUUUAUUUGGCCUCUUUUUAUUUAAUCUUAUUUGAUCAGUACAUAAAAAUCAGACUUAAGAGGUUAAGUCUACUGGGGUCCCAUUGGAGAUAUUCCUAAAGCUAAAUGAAGGAUUGUGGUAAUUUCCACAGCUUCAGUAAGUUAAAGGAACAGCUUCAGCAGAAUAUCCUUAAACUGCUAAUCAACCGUGCUCUGCUCAGCUUGAAUAUGUGUAAUUUUACUUUGUGGGUUUUUUUUUUUUAUUACUUCAACAUAAAAGCAACUAACACUUCAUUUGCUGUUCUGUAUGAAAUGGGUGUUACUCGGGUGGACUACAGACACAUUGUCAUAAGUGUAUAUACAGUAGAUAAGUGAGUGGUGAAUACAUAGUAGAUAAGACCUCAAUCUUGUCCAAGCAGGAGAGGUCCACCUUUUACAAAACUACAUUUACUCUUUAAUGUUUUCUGUUUGCCUCCAUUUAUCCUUAAGUGAACUCCAUGAUGGCUAUGGAGCUUCUCAUGUAAUGUUAUAAUCUGCAUACUAAAAUCUGCCUUGUUUUGAGAUGAGUUGAUUUUGACUCUACAGGAUAUGUAAGAUUAAUAUGAAUCACCUCAGUUGCAUUAACUCUUUUGAUGUUACCCUGUUUUUUCAGCUAAUGUUGUUACUCAUCAAUAGUUCACCUAAAGUAAAUGGUAUCAUACCUACACCAUGCAACACUACCAGAAUUGUGGCAUUUCAGCAGGUUUUUUUUUUUUUUUUUUUAUAGCUAUAUAAUGACCAAAUAUGAUGUAUGUAUGAGUAAAUAUACGACAGAUGAAUAUGGAGCUUAACGUAUUCCAUGCUGAUUUAGAUCGCACUCCUGUUCAUUCCAGCAGCAACUAUCUUGUACAAAGUCUAAAUGAUGUGCCAUUUAAAGAGUCUAAAUGAUGUGCCAUUUAAAGAGUCUAAAUGAAGCAUUGAAACAUGUGCCACCUUACUACAAAAGACUGUACCCAGACAUAUUGGUGACCAUAUACCUUGUGAGUUGAGGCAAUAUCCAUUUUAUCCUUUAUAUAAAUGUACAUAAUAGCUAUAUUUCUGGAAUGUUAUAGUCCUUCAUAUCUUUUUACUAAGACCAACAUAUAUUUCUUUAAAACCAGUAUCAGGUCACAUGGGUGUACUCAUGGUGUGGAGUGUCUUAACAGGAAAAAAAAAAAAUCACAUUAAAUUGUGGAUUUGGUGUGGAAUACAUUUUUUUUUCUACAUGCAACACAUUCAGCAUUUGCACAUUGUAGACAGUUUGAAUUACUGUUUCUGUGUUGUCAUAUAACACCCCAUUAAUUCCCUUCGUUUUUUUUAUUUGAAUAUAUUCAUACAUUUAAGAGAUUUUGUACCUGUAUCAUUUUAACAACGUCAUCAUUUUUUUAAAUGUCAGCUCUCAAAAGAAAAUUUAAAUGAAAUGCAUCCUACAUAUAUUUGCAGCUUUAAAAACAGUAAAUAAGAUGAGAUGAUCAGAUGAUCAAUUUCCAUCCUGUUUAAUAAAGAUCAUUUGAAAUGAU
Molecule: messenger RNA, 2882 nt
Organism: Electrophorus electricus (electric eel)
Lineage: Eukaryota; Metazoa; Chordata; Actinopteri; Gymnotiformes; Gymnotidae
Gene: stx7l
Product: syntaxin 7-like
Biological process (GO): intracellular protein transport; vesicle-mediated transport; vesicle fusion
Cellular component (GO): synaptic vesicle; membrane; SNARE complex
Molecular function (GO): SNAP receptor activity; SNARE binding
Source: RefSeq, a predicted model, not a curated record